This is a messenger RNA of Gilbertella persicaria, 630 nucleotides long. RefSeq names its product HSP20-like chaperone. The record is from RefSeq and is a predicted model, not a curated record. Gene Ontology annotation, biological process: protein folding; response to salt stress; protein complex oligomerization. The coding region runs from base 1 to 630 and encodes 209 amino acids. The transcript has a single exon. NCBI's taxonomy places the organism in Eukaryota, Fungi, Mucoromycota, Mucoromycetes, Mucorales, Choanephoraceae.
AUGGCUCUUUCUCAACGCUUAUUCUCUGACGCUUUACGUGAUAUGCAACGUGCUAUGGCUGUCUUUGACCAGCCCUUAUUUAGCCCUAUGUUCAACAGCGAAGUCAGUCCAUUCUUCGGUAACCAAGGCAACCGUGGUCACAACAGCAAUAACAACAGUGUCUUUGGUCGCUACCCUGCCACCGACAUUAUUGAGAAGCCCGAGUUCUACGAGUUGCAUGCUGAGAUUCCUGGUUAUGACAAGAAGGAUAUCAAGAUUGAAGUGAACGAUGGCCGUACUCUGAUUUUGAGCGGCACGAUGAAGAAGGAACACCAUGAAGGCCCUGCUUUGGAAGAGGAGCAAAAAGCACAAGAGAACAAGGCCUCCUCUACUGCCUCUGGUGCUGAUGGUGCCACUGCUGAGGGUCAGCAAGUUGUACAAAAGAAGGACCAAGACAGCCAAGUGGCUCAGUAUAACAACAGUCCUAAAUGGUGGGUCAAUGAACGUGUUGCUGGUUCAUUUACACGAUCCUUCAAUUUCCCCAACCCCAUUGAUGCUGAACAAAUCAAGGCCUCCUACCAAGACGGUAUUCUCAAGGUAAUUAUUCCCAAGAGCAACAAGAACCAAUCCAGAUUUGUCAACAUCGAGUAA